AUGGACUUCAAGAGUUUCCUGGCACUGGAUUUCUUUCUUAACAACAGCAUGCUUUUAACUACCUUCAUGAGCACCAACUUUAUUAUUAACAUUCCAAAGUGUGUUUCAUCCUCAAAGUUUUCUCCAACCACCAUCAGAUUAGCAGUUGCUCAUGUUCCUGACUCCACCACAUUGCCAGGGGUGACAGAUACUGAAGAGAUUGAAAAUCUCCGCAAAAAACCCCAGGCUACAACAUAUUUUGCUGAUGAGUUCAAGAGCAUCUCAUGCAGAGUAGCCAGGGAUCUUCUGGUCAUGGACAUGGACGACAGCCAAUACGAGCUGAUCACAGUCAUAGGCUAUCAGGUGGGAACAGAGACUUGCCGCCAGACUAAAAGCCCCUUCUGCAAUCAAGUCCUUAAGCCAUCCACAUUUUACAGGGUUAAUUACUUUUUUUUGGAUGACAAGGCUGCAAUAAGAGCUCAUACAGACUGGUCACCAGCAAUACAUACCGGAAAUGUGACCAAUUACGAAUCAGCUGAUGUGAUGUUUGAAGGGCGAGCUGGCGGAAUGAUAGUGAUUACCAUUCUGGUCUCAGUUGGUGGGGCUGUCCUAGUGAUUGCAUUAAUUGUAGCAGUUGCUCUUUCAAAUAAGAAAUAG
Molecule: messenger RNA, 636 nt
Organism: Varanus komodoensis (Komodo dragon)
Lineage: Eukaryota; Metazoa; Chordata; Lepidosauria; Squamata; Varanidae
Exons: 5
Coding region: 1-636 (211 amino acids)
Source: RefSeq, a predicted model, not a curated record